This is a messenger RNA of Marmota monax (woodchuck), 2005 nucleotides long. RefSeq names its product CLN5 intracellular trafficking protein (gene Cln5). The transcript has 4 exons. Bases 237 to 1307 code for a protein of 356 amino acids. Lineage: Eukaryota; Metazoa; Chordata; Mammalia; Rodentia; Sciuridae. The record is from RefSeq and is a predicted model, not a curated record. Gene Ontology annotation, molecular function: hydrolase activity, acting on glycosyl bonds. Gene Ontology annotation, biological process: lysosome organization. Gene Ontology annotation, cellular component: lysosomal membrane; lysosome.
GUCUGGAAGCCACCACCACUUAGGGCUCAGGGGAGGACAGGAACCUGGCCGGGUCUAGUCGUCGGCGCUUCGCUGGGAGAGCGUCCUGCGCUCCGAGGCAUCUCGCGCCCAGGACUUGCGCAGCCUGGCCGAGGCGGUGGGCGGCCGGAGUCGGGGUUCGCAGCUCCGCGCAUGCUCGCCCGACAGGUCUCCGCGGCCGUCGGCUGGGGAGGCGCCGGAAGCGCUCGAGCCGCCUUAUGGCGCUGACCGAGGGCGCCAGGCUGGGGGCCUGGGAAGCGCAGGGAGAGGCCCCGGGGCGCGCGCCUCGGCGCUGGGCGCUGGCGCUGCUCGGGCUGACGGCGGCGUUGAGUUGGCCGCGGGCCUCUGGCGGCCUCUCCCGCCGCCACUGGCCGGUGCCCUACAAACGCUUUUCCUUCCGUCCAGAACCAGACCCUUAUUGUCAAGCUAAGUACACUUUCUGUCCCACUGGCUCACCAAUCCCAGUUAUGAAGAGUGAGGAUGUCAUUGAAGUCUUUCGAUUACAAGCUCCAGUGUGGGAAUUUAAAUAUGGAGACCUCCUGGGACAUUUGAAAAUUAUGCAUGAUGCCAUUGGAUUCAAGAGUACAUUAACUGGCAAGAACUACACAAUGGAAUGGUAUGAACUUUUCCAGCUUGGCAACUGUACAUUUCCCCAUCUGCGGCCUGAAAUGAAUGCCCCUUUCUGGUGUAAUCAAGGAGCUGCCUGCUUUUUUGAAGGAAUUGAUGAUGUCCAUUGGAAGGAAAAUGGGACAUUAAUUUUAGUAGCAACCAUAUCAGGAAGCACAUUUAACAAAAUGGCAAAGUGGGUGAAACAGGACAAUGAAACAGGAAUUUAUUAUGAAACAUGGACUGUCCAAGCCAGCCCUAUAAAAGGAGCAGAGACGUGGUUUGAAUCCUAUGACUGUUCAAAGUUUGUGUUAAGGACAUAUGAAAAGUUGGCUGAAUUUGGAGCAGAGUUCAAGAAGAUAGAAACCAACUAUACAAGAAUAUUUCUUUACAGUGGAGAACCUACUUAUUUGGGAAAUGAAACAUCUAUUUUUGGGCCAACAGGAAACAAGACUCUUGCUUCAGCCAUAAAAACAUUUUAUUACCCCUUCAAACCACAUUUAUCAACUAAAGAAUUUCUGUUGAGUCUGUUGCAAAUUUUUGACUCAGUGAUUAUGCAUAGAUGUUUCUAUUUGUUUUAUAAUUUUGAAUAUUGGUUUUUACCUAUGAAAUUCCCUUUUAUUAAAAUCACAUAUGAAGAAAUCCCUUUACCUGACAGACAGAAAACAUUCACUGGUUUAUAGAACCUUAACUCUACUACUCAUUUUUUCCCUCCAACCACUAGCAUAUCACUUUUUCAAGGUGUGAUUUUUACAUUUGUGGGUUUGUUAGCCUUUCUUCCUUGAGGCGGAAAGGUAAACUGUAUAUUGGCAGAUUUGCAGCACAUUAACAUUUCAGAACUUUUUGAGAAAAAGCUGAAACCCUUAUUAUGUUGGCCAGAGUGAGCAUGUUAAAUGUCUUGAUUUCAAUUUCCAAGCCUUUGUUACUACUGAGAAUUAUGGCUCGUAUUAGGUAUGUAGGUUCUUUGUUUUCAAUAGUGACAUUUUCUUGGUGGGAGCUACUUCUCUUGGUACGAUAUUUUUUCAUUUAAGUGCUUUUUGGUAGUUUAGACUGACUUUAUAGCUUUUAUAACUUUUGCAACCAGGUAUAAUAAUCUGGCUGCAUUCCAUUCACCUGGCUUUAAAGAUUUGUUUAGCCACCUAAGCUGGAGUAGUUGUGCUUUCGGAUAUGAUACAGUGUUACAAGAACAAAAUUUCUGGAUUUAAGCAGAGUAACAUUUCUAACCCUUAGUUUCCUUCUCUCUAAAAUGAUUAUCAUAAAAGAUUAUGUCAGGAUUGUUACAAAGAUUGAAGUCACUUUAUAUCUGGUGUAGGAAGUUCACAAUGAAUUGUAUCUGUAAUGAUUAAUCAAAGAAUAAAGUAUCAUCCUUUAUCUUGCCUAA